GGCAGGGAUGCUGCUGCCAUGGUAACAGCUGAGUCAUCCCAUGCCCUUCGAAGCGAUGCUCUCUUUUGCUGCUCAGAAGCUCGUAUGCGCUCUGCUCACCACAGGUGCCAUCUGGGAACAGCACCGGGCUGGCAGAUUGUGCUAGCCGGAUGGGUAACGUUUCUUCUGCGGUCAAGCACUGCCUGAGCUAUGAGACUUUCUUGCGGGAUUAUCCUUGGUAUCCACGGCUCCUGUGGGAAGAAAAGUGCGCUGAACUGCCUAAGCUUCCACGUUGUGUCAAAAUUGUGGAGGUCGGACCAAGAGAUGGACUUCAGAAUGAGAAGGAAAUAGUGCCAACAGAUGUCAAAAUCCAGCUGAUAGACAUGCUCUCUCAGACCGGGCUGCCCAUCAUCGAAGCCACUAGCUUUGUGUCUUCAAAGUGGGUAGCACAGAUGGCAGACCACACUGCAGUGUUGAGAGGGAUUAAAAGGUCUCCUGACGUUAGAUACCCUGUUCUGACUCCCAAUAUUCAGGGCUUCCAGGCAGCUGUUGCAGCAGGAGCUACUGAAGUGGCAGUGUUUGGUUCCGCCUCAGAGACUUUUAGCAGGAAGAACAUCAACUGCUCUAUAGAGGAGAGUUUGCAGAGGUUUGAGCAGGUCAUCUCUGCAGCCAAACGGGAAGGUGUACCAGUGCGCGGGUACGUUUCCUGUGCUCUCGGCUGUCCGUAUGAGGGACAAGUAAAGCCAUCACAAGUCACAAAGGUGGCAAAGCGGUUGUUUGAGCUGGGCUGUUAUGAGGUAUCCCUUGGGGACACCAUUGGCGUAGGCACCGCGGGCUCCAUGGCCGAGAUGCUGAGCGAUGUGUUGACAGAGGUGCCCAUCAGUGCUCUGGCGGUGCACUGCCACGACACUUACGGUCAGGCUCUGCCCAACAUACUCAUUGCUCUGCAGAUGGGGGUUUCUGUGGUCGACUCCUCGGUUGCAGGCCUCGGAGGGUGCCCGUAUGCCAAGGGAGCGUCUGGCAAUGUUUCAACCGAGGAUGUUUUAUAUAUGCUACACGGUCUUGGAAUUGAAACCGGGGUGGACCUGUGGAAAGUGAUGGAAGCGGGAGAAUUCAUCUGCAAAGCCUUAAAUCGAACAACUAACUCCAAGGUCAGCCAAGCUACUAAAAACAUCCAGCCUUUUCAUUCUAAGUGAAAAUACACACACGAGGUCUAAAACCACAUUCAACCAUUGCACUGUAAAUCUUCUGACGUUUGACCUCUGCUAAAUGCUUGUGCAGGUGAUGAUGCAGUAUUUAACUAAAUAAUACCCAUUAUACUAUAUUGUGCCUAUAACAGGAAACAUGGGCAUUUUAUGCCAAAGAAACGAGCCCAUACUAUUCAUGGUUUCUGUCAAACAGAAAACACUAAAAAUAGAUAGCCAAGAAAAGUUGACAUGACAUGAGGCCAAUGACCCCCUAUCUGUGAAAGUAAUUCUUCUUCUUUUUUUCUCAACUUACUGAAUCAUAUCCAGCUAUAAAUAGUUAGUUGUGGCAGAGUUCACAGCAGGUUCAAAGCACUACAGAGGUGCUUAUUACCUUUUCAAUAGUAUUAACCAUAAAUCUCUGACAAUACGGAAAUAGACACACGCAUUCAUUACAAACAUACGUUAAUAUGAAUAACUGAAAUAAAGAAUCCUUUCACUGAGUAUUGUAGAUUGCAUGAAUGAUAUUUUAAGUCACAUUAACAUAAUCUUUGCGUAUGUGUAUAUCUGAAAUAUAAGUUCCUUCGGACAUACUUUAUUUUUGGCCCUAGUAUAGGAAGCAAUAAUUAUUAUUAAGUAAUUUAUCAUAUCGGCUGUUUAUUAAUAAUUUAUAUUCUGCGUCACCAUAUUCCAGAUCCCUAAUCCUACGAAAUGCAUAAAUGUAACAGCUAACUUACCAGCUAUUAAUAGAUAGGAGUUUAUUGAGGCAAUAUUUAAUGGCUUGUAAAUGACGUUGUUUAUUGGACCUUAAAAUCUCUAGUCAUGGAGAAUAAUGCAUUAAUGUGCUUUUUAGAAGUACUGAUAAUAAACAGCCAAUUUGCAUUAUUUGCAGCCAAUUUGCAGCUAGUUUGCAUUUUAGUUAAUACUAAGAAUUGGUCCUUAGAAUAAGAUGUUAACCUUUUUGACAUAUAUCUGUAGGGGUCUAUUCAUUUAAGCAUAACCAUGUCUGAAUUUUUAGAUCUCUGAUGAUUGAAAAUGAUCCUUAUUGCUGUACCUAUUGUCUUUGCACUAAAUCAUGUGUUCCUGUCUUUGCACAUCACAUAUCUCUACCAAUAAUUAUUCCAUCUUUGUAACCUGCCUUCAUACAGUUGUCUGUAUGCUGGGUAUGUUUGAAAGCUGUCAUUUCUUGUAAGCUCAUCCGUAUUAAGAUCAAUAAAAAAAAAUUCUGAAAA
This is a messenger RNA of Puntigrus tetrazona (Sumatra barb), 2395 nucleotides long. It is a transcript of the gene hmgcll1, whose product is annotated as 3-hydroxymethyl-3-methylglutaryl-CoA lyase-like 1. The record is from RefSeq and is a predicted model, not a curated record. Gene Ontology annotation, biological process: L-leucine catabolic process; ketone body biosynthetic process. Bases 150 to 1175 code for a protein of 341 amino acids. NCBI's taxonomy places the organism in Eukaryota, Metazoa, Chordata, Actinopteri, Cypriniformes, Cyprinidae. The transcript is spliced from 9 exons. Gene Ontology annotation, molecular function: hydroxymethylglutaryl-CoA lyase activity.